Drosophila obscura is the source of this 417-nucleotide messenger RNA. RefSeq lists its product as uncharacterized. Lineage: Eukaryota; Metazoa; Arthropoda; Insecta; Diptera; Drosophilidae. The coding region runs from base 68 to 391 and encodes 107 amino acids. The record is from RefSeq and is a predicted model, not a curated record. The transcript is spliced from 2 exons.
UUCGACCUGCACCUGAAACUGACUAUUGGUAGCUUAUUGGUGGGCGAAAGGUGGCAUGUAGACCUGUAUGGAAGGAGAAUUAUCCAUAGAAUCAUCGGCAAGCCUUUUAAUUAAAUUCAGGAGUGCGAAAGGCGACCAUGCGGUUAAGGCUCAUCCCCGCCAAGGAGUUGGACUUGGGCGUGUUUCGAAUGCUCGGCCAUACUUCAUUCUUGCCAAUGAGGUUGAACAGCAUCCAGUCGACUGCUCCUGGCCUGCCUUCGGCCAGCUGUUUCAGAUCCUCCGUCUUCAGUCGGAGGCCCAGUUUUUUCAGUUCGCGGAACGAGAACACCUGCCAGUUCUGCAGCCGACGAAUGAAGCUGCUGGCUGCAGUAUAGCAGCGCAGCUCUAUUGAAGGAUGCCACUUCUUGAGGAUCUCUG